CUCAGAUAGGUGCAGCAGCCUCUGCCCUCACCUGAGGUGUUCACUCUGCUCUUGUAUUUAGCCACAAGACAUGAAGUGUGUGUGUUCCUAACUCUAGUGUCAAGCUUAUAGCUGAUACCAGACUGUGUUUACGACUGUAUCUAUACACUCCACAGUAUAGUUACUGCCAUGAACAUUUCUUCCCUGAUCAUUUUAUGGAUACUGAGAGGAUACGUUGCUGGCAAGUCUGAAUUUCUGGAGUCUUGAAAAACCUGAAGUGUUUGAAAUCGAGGAAAUUUGGGCAGUGUUUGGAGUAGAAAAAACCUGGGUACUGGUUGCAGUGCUGUACAGUGAAGGGAAACAGUGAAUACUGUCACUUAGUGUGGUUGGAUCACUGCUAAGCGUCGAAGUCACCAUGGUGGGGGUAGUGCGAGAUAUAGUGAUUCCAGUCAAGGCUGGAGAGAGACUGAAAGAUGAUCAAGUGUUCACAAUAUUAUGUGAAAUAUUAACCACGUCAGUGCCACCAUCAGCAGAGGAACAGCAGCAGCAGGAAUCACCACCACACAUCGCUAGAUUAUGGAAGAUGACUUCAGCAUGGAGAGUGAUAUCAUUCUUCUUGGUAGUGUUUGUCUUACCUACACUGCUCAUCUCCCUACCACUGUAUGCCAGAUAUCACCUCUACCACACCAGACAUAUGCACAUGACAGAGACUGACACCAGGGCUCUCAACCACGCUGUCAACUCCUUCUGGUGUCAAGGUCAGCGUGUGACAAGCAACGGUACCUUGGAUGCCUUCUUGGUGUCAGGUCUACCGCAGGUGCAACAGCAACACCGCCGCCAUGUCACCCUCAAGAGGACUCUAACUCUGCAACAUGAUGAUAUAGAGUACUGGGGAGUCUACCUGCUCCAGGGAUCUACCUUCGCUCUAUCUUCUUCGGCCAGAUGGCCUGGCGGUGUAUUGCUUGUCGUUCAGGGAGAAGACAACCUCCGUAAAUGUUUCUACCGGGAGGAUCGGGUACAGAAUGAGCUGAACGGUGGCACCGAACCUCUGAAGAAUGUCUACAAGAGUCCACCUGAUGUGGAGGAGGACCUGGCAGUUAUGUCGGAACAACGUCACUGGGACGACGAUGUUGGAGGUGAGGUAUUUGAUGAUGAUGAAAUGAAACAUGAAGUGAAAGAUAUGGGUCACCUUCAAGAAGAUGGCAGUGAAGGUGAUGUUACAACAGUUGCUUCCAACGAUGGUAAAAUCAAGCAUCAUAAAUAUGAUAUCCUUGACCAAAUAGAUGGUGUGAAUAAAAUGAAAAAAAAUAAAAAGAAGACCAGGAAAGGAAAGGACCAAAGUAAGAUGGGUAGUGACCCUGGCACCUCUACCAGGUCUCAGGGUCGUGAACGAGCUCGUCGCAGCUCUCCUCUAGUGCCCGACUUCACAAAGCUCAACAGUUCUCCCCAGAAACCAUCCACUAACAACAUGGAAUACUUACACAAGUUUAAUGACACACUGGAUGUAGUGACUGGAAACUCAUCAUUUUCUAGCAGUGAAGAGUUCCUACAGCAGUGCCGUGAUGCUAUCCUCACUGUGGAUCUCUCUCCCUACAUUGACUGGGAAAUGCGUAUUUCUAAUAUGAAUACAACCAAUCAUGAUUUUUGGAGGUUUAAUGUCAAUACUUCUGACUAUUACUACUUCAUAUUUACAUCUGACAACUCUAUUGAGCUCAACCACUUGGGGUUCAAUUUAGAGCUGGAGCGAGCAAUCUACGAUGUCAGCUCUCCCCUGGAAACCUGUCGUAAUUCCACCGAGUGCGUGUUUUCUCUAGCUUUCACGCAGACUGAAGCAGUGGUUGUGGAAGUUCCAGCAGAAGAGAACUUGCUUGAGCUUCACUCCUAUGAGGUGACCACCACCUGCCAGCCACGUGUACCAGUUUAUAUGGUGUUUAUCCUCCUUGUUCCCUUCAUCAUCCUCAUCUUUGCCUUCCAGUGAGGUGUCUAUGGUAGGUGCCAGUCAGAGGCAUUUGUAAAAUCUAAAAUUCUCAAUGUAUUACAAAGGUGAUUUACUCUUUGUGGCAGUGAGAGAAUUUCUGCUUAAAAUAACCACUGAGACAUGCACAGAGAAACUCAGUCUGGUGCAGGGUAAGAGCAACUCUUGCCCCUUUUGUCCCUCUGUUUCCAGAAGGAUACACAGAGGGUGAGGUUAUGACCUAAAGCAAGCAGGUAGCAGGUGAUCCAAGAGUUGACAGAUAUUAAGAGGAACUCGUGCUGGAAAUGUGACAUUUAACCCACGCUUAUACUAGUCAUAGCAUCCCAAAAGACCAUCGGCAGGUAUUCGGUCAUGCUUCUGUGAUCAAUACAAUGAUUAGCUGAAGAUGGCUUAGAAACUUGCUGAAAGAGUGCAUUAAUAAUGUUUUUCCUUGUAUGCAAAACCAAGAUGUUAUCCCAAAACAAUUGCAAAUUUAAUGGACCGAGGUCUUUUCUCAUGGGGGAAACAUCAGUUUGUGUGAGGAGGAGAGGAACAGUAUUACCACUGUAAGCCUUGUACUC
Molecule: messenger RNA, 2514 nt
Organism: Cherax quadricarinatus
Lineage: Eukaryota; Metazoa; Arthropoda; Malacostraca; Decapoda; Parastacidae
Source: RefSeq, a predicted model, not a curated record